AUGUCUGAUCUCGCGCCAGGGAGGCUGGAGCUCCCCGAAGGCGAGAUUGAGCAAGAAGUGGAGGACAUCGCGUUCGAGCCUCUAAGCAACCACUUCGAAUCGAUCAUCCGAAACGCGCAGGUGAGGUUCCGCGACAAUCCCGAAGCUGAAGCACCCACGGAUGUUCCUGGUCUUGUCUACGGGGACUCUGAGAGCGAUGAAGAACAGUCCACGGCUUGGGGACGGAUGGCCAAGAAUGUCCUGUCCACCGACUCUGGGCCAGGGUCCCUGGGCGAGAUAAUUGUCGGCGGCGCAGUCGUCAAGAAUGUCGCUUUAGUCGUCCCUGAGAACAGGGAGGGUGGCUUUGGGGAUCUGCCCGUUUUGCCCAUCACGGCGGUCGGGCAGGAGACGACCGAGCUUCUGGCCGUUGUUGGUCGAGAUCCAGAGGAAGGCGGGGCUAUGAGUAUUCCGGUUUUGCUUAUGCCGGAUGAAGAGGAGGAUCAGGAGGAGCCGAGGAGGGACAGCGCUAGUGAUAACAUCUCGCGACUUGCAGCUGCUUCUGUUCUUGCAAAUAUGGGUAAGACGGCCGCUAAACGGAAGACACAGGCCCCUGUGAAGGAGGGGUUGAAGAAGGAAGGCGAUGGCACAGCGACUGAGAAGGAGGGUGAGAAGAAAGAGAAGGAAGACAAGGGAGAGAAAGGCAAAGUUGCAAAGACUGAGAUGGAUAGAUACGUACUUUCGGGGGAUAUUGAGAAUCUUUUUGGCAUUAAAGGGUUGAAAGGGAAGCUUUACAAGUACAAAGGUCCCGAAACCAAGGAGGAUAAGAAGAAAAAGAAAAACAAGAAAGAAGGCGACAAAAAAGGCAAGGAGGAAGGGGAGGAUCAAUCAAAUGAGAGCGAUGAGGAAGAAGCUGGGCCCAAGGCCCGAGCUGAAGGUAAGGACACUCUGGAGAUCACGGCUGACAGUGACAAGACCGGAAAGAAAGACGAAAAAGAGAGCAAGGAGGACAAGAAGGACAAGGCAGGCAAGAAAGAUAAAGAGAAAAAGGAACCGGCUCGCGAGAAGGUAAAGAUUAACCCACAAAGCUUGGCUUUGCUAGGUAAGCCGUUGGGGACGCUCCUCCCAUUCCUCGAGAGUGAAGAGAUUAAAAGUCUACCGAUUGAGAAUCUCGAGUUCACGUACUGUGAAGAGAAAAGCGGCCACUUUUUCCCACCUGGCCUGCGACUGGAGGUUGAUGUGUCGCUGAAAGGUAGCCUACAAUGGGUGACAGAUGCAUUGCAGAAGAUGUUUGGUCUGGAGCUUACAGCGACAAAAGCGGCGAGUAAGGAAUCCAAGGGACAGAAAACAGGAAAGGAUGGCAAUAACACGGACAAGAACAAUGAGGAUGACAAGGCUACCGAGGAAAAGCCGACCGAUGAGCAAACGAAAAUGAAGGAUGAUGAGCCUAAGUCUGAAGUCACGAUAAAGAAGGCGUCGACGGUCCAGGUCGAACCUGCAGCUACGGAUAGUCUGGAAGAGGAUUCUUCCAAGACGAGCCCAUCCAAAGAUGACAAGAAAGACAACAAGGACCAGAAGGACAAAGUGAAAAAGUCCUAUAACUAUGGUUUUGGGUUCUUCGGAACUGUGUCGUUCAUCAAAAUGCCUCAUGCCAACGCACCAUUAGACUUACAUAUUAGGAUUGGUAGAGACUUUGAGGUCGAGAAGGAUGAAAAAAAAGACAAGAAAGAAGAAAAGAAAGAGGACGGGGGUGGCGGGGAGGAGAAGAAGAAGAAGAAGAAGAAGGAGAAUGACUCUAAGAAAGAGGUUGAUACGGUGGAGACAACAGGAAAAUCAGGCAGUGACACCAAUAAAGCAAACGAAGACUCCGUGCCGGUUGCUAAGGAAGUUCUCUCUGCGGACAGCACAGAAGAUGCUGGUGGAGAGGAGUCCUUGGAGAAACCAACAGAGGGAGAGAGUAAGCCACAGAAGCCCGAAGAGAAGAAGCACUCGGAUGGUAGGCAUAAGAGAGUGUGGAGCGUGGUCAUUUAUUGUGACGAGUGGAAAGAUAUAUACGGUGUCAAAAAUGUCUCACUGAAAAAAGCCGAGCUGAGGUGGUCGUUCGAGCAAGGGAAUUUUGGGAAAACAAUGGCAUUUGACUUAUCUGCCGAGGCGAAGCUCGGCGCGGGGAGUUUCAAGGCCAAGGGCAAGUUCUCCAAGUUAGAAAACUUUGUGGAUGCUGAAGUGGGUGAUCUCUCACUCACUGACUUCAAGAAGAUACAUGCCCAGAUCCUGGGCCAAGAGGUGCCAGAGGAAAAGAAAAAAGAAGAUAAAGAAAAGACUGCACAAGAGGUCAAGGAUGAUGCAAAGAGAAAGGAAGAAGAGAAGAAGGAUGAAACGGAAGAGGCUAAGGGCAACGAGAUCACCUUUAAAAAGAUCCACCUCAACCUAUCUCAUAACGUCAUCGAAAAAGAGCACACCUGGAAAGGAUCCCUUUUAUUGGCGGGCCACGUCACUUUCAAUGGGAAAGCUAGUGCGCACGCUCUACUUGAGCUCAGCCGCGAUGGGUUGACUAUUUCAGGAGCCCUGACUGACUACCAGAUUCCUGACACCCCUGUCACCAUUCAGCAGGCACGGAUGCACAUUUUCAUAGGGUUUAAGCACGGCAAAAAGAACAAGAAGCUUGGAGAGGACAAGUUAAAUGACGAGAAAUCAAUCAGCGAGGCCCCCAGUACAGCGAGGAAAGGCGGUAAUCCCGACCAGGGUGAAGGAACGUCAAUUACCAAAGCUGGGGUAGACUCCAAGGCGGAUGAGGAUGCGAAGAAGGGCGUUAAAGAGUCCGAUGAGAAGGGGACGAAGAAGAAGGCAAAACGAGAGAGUGAAUUUGCAAUUCUCGGCGUUGUUAAAAUCAAUGAAGUGACAGUAUCUGUCGGCCUUUAUAUCGCACGGAAGAAUGACAAGGCGAAGCGUGACUGGCUUGCCUUUGGCAGUGUCGGAAAUCUUACAUUAUCACAAUUAGUACCGGAGCUCAAGGACUCACCGUUGAACCUACACCUAGACAAUAUUGCGCUUAUUGCAUCGUCAGAGGACAGGGAGAUAAAAGAAGACGACGACGGGAAAGAAGACAAGAAAGAAGAAGGACGCAAGGAUGGAAAGCAAACAGAAAGGGAUAACAAGAUAGUCGACGUGCAACCAAAGGAUAAGAAGAGCAACGGAAAGACUGACAAGACUGACAAGACUGAUAAAAAGGCAGAUGCGGAGGAAAAGAAGGACAAGAAGGAUGAUGAGGACAACGAACAUCCUGAACAUGCAGGUGUUCUCGAGACCGUCGAGUCCUACAAGUACCCUAUCCGGAAAGGUGUACAACUAUGUGCGACCAUCCGGAGCUUUGAGGCCCUGGAACAGCUCAACAAAAAUAAGCCAAUUGAUGGCCUGAUUUUGAUCAUUGCCUUUACACCAGAAGGCCUUGAAAUCAGCAUUGACCUGCCCAAGACGCUACAGGUCCCACUGGAUCCGCACGCCAUACUUGGGGAUUUUGGCGCCACAAUUCUUGCGACUGAAGGAGAACUUGAACUGUCUACCACAUUAACCCUGUUGUUUGAUGACCAAAGGCCUAUCAGAGUUACCGGCAAAAUAAAAGCAUCAGCGUUAGGCGCGGGUGGCGAGCUGUAUAUGAAUAAGAAUGACAAAUGGAUCAAUCCAUUCCGGGUGAACGAGAAGGUGGUGAUAUCGCAAUUAGGUGUCGGCAUUGGAAUCAAAUAUGCCACAGUGUGGGUUAUAGGGCCCGAUACACUGUCUAUUCGCGGGGCAAUUGACGUUGGAAAAGACUUCCAUGCCGGUAUGGUCCUUAGUGGCGGGUUGAAAAAAGAGCAGGUCAUCUGCAUCGACAUAUCUGAAAUCAACAUAUCGAGGAUUGUUCAACUGGCUGGAGAGAUGACGGACAUCGUGUCGCUACAAAGUCUGAACGGAGGAGAGGACUUCCUCAUUUUCCGUCAGGUCAAAUUCUACAUGUCCACUGGGGGCGUGGCCCUUGGGACCCGCUAUGAAAGGGGAAUACAUGUCAUGGGCAAGGUGGAGUUUUUCGGCAAGAACGGUGGGUUUGAUGGUCAAAUCCACGAGGAUGGAGUUAUGAUAAAGGGGGCCAUCGAUAAUUUCAACAUCGGUGGCCUUAAAGUUCAAUCAGCCAGGACCGAGGGCGAACGGGCAACGCUGGAUAUCGAAAUGACAGGCGACAAACAAAAAGUCCUGAUAGACGGGGCAAUCCAUUUUGAUGACUUCAAACUGAGUAUCUUGAUUGAUGCGUAUCUGGCGGAGAAACGCCUAGAGGCCGAUGUCUCGAUCCAGUUUACCGAGCAUAUACUCCUCCAUCUGAAGGCGAACACGAUCGUUCCUGACUCUCAAUCCUUGGACGGACUGGUUCUGAACUUCGAGGCGGAGAUCCGGCCCGAGGUAAUCGGAGCGAUCUUUGAAGCAAUCGACCAGGCCAUUGCUACCCUUGGCAAGAUGGCAUCGGAAAAGCUUGAGAAUGCCGAGAAAGAGCUCCAGAAACAGAUUGAUCAGAAGGAUUCUGAGCUCAACACAAUGGAGACGGAUCUGCAACGUUUGAAGGAAGACGUGGAAAAGGAGGUACGGGAGCGGAAGGCGAAGAUCGACGAAGAUAGUCAGCAGAGGAAGAAGUUACAACAGAAGCUCAAAAAGCUGCAGCUCGCCGUCGAACAAGCUGAGGAAGAGCAGAACAAUAACAAGAGCGAGAUCAAGAAGUUAAAAGCUCAGAAAGAAAAGACGGAGCGCGAAUUCGAUGACAAGAUACGUGACAAAAGACUUGAAUACCAGCGCGAGGAAGAAGCAGAGCGUGUGAAACAAAAAGAAUGGGAAAUGGAAAGGCAGAGACUAGAAAAAGAAAAAGAAGCGUCUUUCGGUGAUGCAUUGAGAAGUAAAGAGGCGGCCGAUGCCAACUGGGCAUCGUGGGAGGCGAAGGAGAAGCGCAAGUGGGAGGAGGUCACGAAAUGCGAAGCCGAAGCGUCGAAGGCAUGGAAGAAGUGGAAGUGGGGUGAAACCACAUACUGGAAUGGGCGAGCCGCGAAAGAAAAGGUCGACCUGGAGUGGAUUCACGCCAAAAAGGCUGCCGAAGCUGAGAUCCUUCAUGCAGCAGAGUGGAUCUUCAGCGAUAAGUUAUGGAUUGAUAUUGAGAAAGGUCUCACCGAAGCAACAGGGCAGAUUGAGAAACACGCCAGAGCCCUACACCAUAUCAUGAAUGGCCAGCUUUACACGGCCAUCGGGGUACUGGAAACGGAUAAGAGAGAGACACUCAACAGGGAGAUUGCGGCCAUCCAAAAUCUCGAAGAAAUAAGCAAAGAAAUAGAGGGGAAGCUCCGGCGAGCCCGCCAGGAGCUCGAAAAGAACAAAGGCCGGAUCACCAAGGAGGAGAAGAAGUUACAAAAGGAGAUUGAGGAGCUUCGAGGCGAGCUCAAAACGAGGCCUUUCGAGGAUGCAUACAAGGCUAAGCUCCAAGACCAUGAAAGUGUCACGGCUCAGAUCCAGAACAUUAAGGAAAAGCUUCAAGAGGUCCGAACAGGCAUCGACAAAACCACGAAAUUGGCGCGAGCAUAUGUUCACGUUCUGGAGCAGGGCACCCCCACUGUGAAACGCAUUGUUGUAACUGGUUCUACCGAGGUAUUUGCGAAGAAGAAGCCACUGACUUUCAAAGUUGAAGCUCGAUGGAAUAAUAAACCGGUGUACAUUGAGGCGCAAUGGGCACCCGGAAGGAGUGCUAUCGAUCUGUACGAACAAAUUGGCUCGAAAAUAGUCAAGGCCGCAGGCGAGCAAUCUUGA
Messenger RNA from Aspergillus nomiae NRRL 13137, 5787 nucleotides. RefSeq lists its product as uncharacterized. NCBI's taxonomy places the organism in Eukaryota, Fungi, Ascomycota, Eurotiomycetes, Eurotiales, Aspergillaceae. The transcript is spliced from 12 exons. The record is from RefSeq and is a predicted model, not a curated record. Bases 1 to 5787 code for a protein of 1928 amino acids.